Molecule: messenger RNA, 2121 nt
Organism: Habropoda laboriosa
Lineage: Eukaryota; Metazoa; Arthropoda; Insecta; Hymenoptera; Apidae
Product: receptor-type guanylate cyclase daf-11
Exons: 14
Coding region: 1-1953 (650 amino acids)
Biological process (GO): intracellular signal transduction; receptor guanylyl cyclase signaling pathway; cGMP biosynthetic process
Molecular function (GO): guanylate cyclase activity; peptide receptor activity
Source: RefSeq, a predicted model, not a curated record
AUGCUCACCAUACAAAACGACAUGUCACCGCGUAAUGGCUCGUGCGUGGCGGAAGUAAGCUCGGUGAGAAGCCUUUCGUCCGACGAUGUCUCGGCGACGAAGACGAACCGAAAGAAGUCCUGCUGGGCACGUGCCACGGAUCCAGCUCAUCGUCGUGGACGUCGAAUUCAGCUGCUGCAAAUGCUGGUGCUACCAUUUAUACCGAUCCUAGCGUUGAUCGUCCAGACGGCUAACACCCUGCACGACAUUCUCAUCUAUCGACAGGAAGUCUCUGACAUCGAAUCGCAGGUAACAAUCGCCACGGAUUUGGGGAAGGUCGUCACGCGGAUGCAGUUGGAGAGAUCCGAGGUUGCGUUCUUUAUAUACACCAAUGGCAGCACACUCAGGUCGAACUUGACGCAGAGGUUCGCCAUAACCGAUCAAGCUCUUCAUAACAUGACUACGUGGCCGCUGGUCUCGGUGCCGAGGGACGAGAGCAAGACGCAAACCUAUGACGUAGUGAGCAAAGAGGCCUUCCAAGCACGCCUCGAGGAUUUCAGGCAGAAGAUAAGUUCGGAGGAGAGCAGUAUCACCGAGGUGAUGGCAUGGUACACCAGCGUGAACGCGGCUAUGUUGGACCAUCUGACUAAUCAGAUCAAGGAGACGGAUAAUAGCGGAGUUUGGAGGUAUUUGAUAGCUUUUAAAAAUUUACUGAGGAGCAUCGAGAGCUUGGGUAUUGCUUCCGUGUACGGAAUCAAUUACUUUGGACGUGGAAUCCUUCUGGAGGACAAUUACGUCAGCUAUGUUCGCCACGAAGCUCUUGGACGUGAUCUCCUCAGUGGAUCUCUCACAUACGUGCCUUCUCUCAAACAUUUUUACGCAGAACUCACCAACAGUAUGCCAGACUACGGAAGGAUUAAAUCUAGACGAAACGAGAUCCUGAAGAACCAGAAGAGAGAACCGAGCAUCGAAGACGCGAUCGCGUACUUCGAUUCGAUGGCAACUUACGUCGACGAGCUGCGGAAACUUCAACGAGCGCUACGUCACAUGAUUAGGAAUUACGUGAAUUCAACAUUGCAAGAUGCUAGCAACAAGGAAGUCGCCGGGAUAGCUAUAGUUGUGCUGGUGUUGGUCGUUUCUCCUAUCAUUAUAGUAUUAGUACGUAACGCGGUAGCAACGAUACAAAUGUACGCGGCGAAUUUGGCACAGAAGGCGCGAGAAUUGAAGCAGGAGAAAGGGAAGAGCGACACGUUGCUUUUUCAAAUGUUACCUCCGAGCGUGGCGCAACAAUUGAAGCAAACGCAACAGGUUCCGGCGGAGUAUUACGAGGCAGUAACCGUAUAUUUCAGCGACAUCGUUGGAUUUACAGAGAUUGCCGCGGAGAACACACCGCUGGAAGUUGUCACGUUCCUAAACUCGAUCUAUAAAUUGUUCGACGCCCGCAUCGAGUGUUACGACGUGUACAAAGUUGAAACGAUCGGCGAUUCUUACAUGGUUGCCUCUGGUUUGCCAGUUAGAAAUGGAGAUAAACACGUAUCCGAAAUAGCGACAAUGGCACUCGAUCUCCUAGCAGCCUCGUCGGUAUUUCAAGUACCGAAACGACCUGGUGAACGUCUUCAAAUACGAAGCGGUGCUCACACAGGUCCCGUAGUUGCUGGAAUCGUAGGAAGUAAAAUGCCUCGUUAUUGUCUCUUUGGAGAUACUGUAAAUACAGCUAGUCGUAUGGAAUCAACUGGAGAAGCUCUGCGAAUACACAUUAGCCUAGAAAUGAAAAAGGCUUUGGACGCUGUAGGAGGUUUCAAAAUCGCUCAUCGUGGUUUGGUAGAUGUGAAGGGUAAAGGACUGAUGGACACGUACUGGUUAGAAUGCAAAGACGGUGGAAUCGCUCGUGCCGCGGAAUUAGAUCUGCCGUCGUUCUUCGAGGAUGUCCGACCAGUUUUCAUACGUCGUUUACGGGAGGAAGGUACCCUUUGAUGCGAACCGUAUUCCCGACGGGACCUCUGGUACCUGAACCGACCACCUACUCCUUACAUCCGUUUAUCACAACCCAACCUUAUCGACCACUUGAAGAAACCUACUCAAGGUCGUAAGAAUCGACUCUCCCAUCCGAAUCUUCACAUUACUCCGGUGAAACCACCUCCU